AUGAGAAAGUUGGCCAUUAAUUCGCCGAAGAGCGGCGCUGCAAUUAUUUCCUCGAAGCUGAAAUGUUGCUCGUUCGAACAGACCGCACCGUGGGAACGGUUGGAAAGUUUAACUUUCAUCGGUGAACAGGCAGGCGAUGUAACUACAGUGGAGGGCGACGGCGACGGCGACGGCGAAGGCGAAGGCGAAGGCGAAGGCGAAGGCGAGGGCGAGGGCGAGGGCGACGACGAGAGCGACCGGCAAGGCAAGCGGCGUCGCCCUGGUUUUGCCGUCUGGCGUGCGCGCCAGAAGCGCAGACGUGCGCGUGAUUGGCCAUUGCGUGACCUUCUGCGGCGCUUGUCGACCGGACGCGACGUCCGCUCGGCGAACAAGUAUCGACGCCGGCAAGCUGGUCGGUCGGUACGACGGACAACGGCAGCGCGCGCCGAUCACUUAUUGUUUACAUGGCGAAUGUCGGCGGCCAUGACGCCGAUGCCAGCGCGCGCGGUGCAUGACGACGACGGCGUGUUGCCGCUACAGCCGGAAAAGACGGUGUGA
Molecule: messenger RNA, 537 nt
Organism: Soboliphyme baturini
Lineage: Eukaryota; Metazoa; Nematoda; Enoplea; Dioctophymatida; Soboliphymatidae
Source: the annotation of a GenBank genome assembly